This is a messenger RNA of Medicago truncatula (barrel medic), 2994 nucleotides long. RefSeq names its product ATP-dependent zinc metalloprotease FTSH 4, mitochondrial. The record is from RefSeq and is a predicted model, not a curated record. The coding region runs from base 194 to 2785 and encodes 863 amino acids. Gene Ontology annotation, molecular function: ATP binding; ATP-dependent peptidase activity; metalloendopeptidase activity. The transcript has 7 exons. NCBI's taxonomy places the organism in Eukaryota, Viridiplantae, Streptophyta, Magnoliopsida, Fabales, Fabaceae. Gene Ontology annotation, biological process: protein import into chloroplast stroma; proteolysis. Gene Ontology annotation, cellular component: membrane; chloroplast.
AAGGCAGUGUGAAGGUGGCGAAGGAGGUACCCAAAGACAUGUACGGGGACUGGCAGUGAGUUUGUUAGUCAGUUAGAGUGAAAUUCAUUUCUGUUAGGAGGACAGAGAAGAAGAAGAAUUUCCUUUAUAUACAUAAUAUUUCUCUUUUCAUCUUCUUCCAUUUUCAUUUUCAUCUCAACAACCACAUUCUUUCAUGGCUGCUUGGAAGCGUUUCAUUACGCACCACCUCACUUCUUCAAUCCAUCAAGCUCGAAUGCAGGUUGAAAGGCGUCAAUCUGAAUUUCGGAAGUUCAAAGAACUAUUGAGUAGAAACGAUGCAUCUCUUAAUAAGUUUGAAAAGUUUGAAGGCUGUACAAGGAAUAGGCUUUUCUUCUCCCAGUCCAGAUAUCUAGGAAAUCUGGCACGACCACUACGCGAUUCAUCUGAAGCAGAGGAAGCCUCUUCUCUUAAAGAACUUUACGAUGAAAUUGAUCCUGAAGCCGUGAUUAGAGCAUAUGAAAGCAACCCAUCUCUGCAUAAAAAUUCUUUGGCAUUUUCUGAAUAUGUUAAAGCAUUGAUAAAAGUUGGUAGGCUUUCUGAAAGUGAAUUUCUGAACACUCUGCUAAGAGCUAUUUCUCAUUCAGCGAGAAAGGAAGAGAGUAGUAUAGGUGGUGUUGCAGCUCUUAUAAAUGUCGGAGAACCAACAAAAGAUGGGAUUCUUGGAACUACAAGUGCUCCUGUUGAUAAGGUUGCUGCAUUAGAAGGUGAAAAUUUCAAUGAGCAACUAUGGCAUACAAUUUGGUUUGUUGCAGGGGCCUUCCUCUUGAUAUGUGGUGUAGGAGCUCACAUCGUGUAUAAAGGAAUUAACACAGAACUGCAGCCCAGUGUAGAGACAAAUACUAAAUUUAGCGAUGUGAAAGGUGUAGAUGAGGCGAAGGCUGAACUUGAAGAAAUUGUUGAUUACCUAAAAGAUCCUAAGCGCCUUACUUGUCUUGGUGGCAAACUCCCAAAAGGUGUUUUGCUUUAUGGCCCGCCUGGCACCGGUAAAACAAUGUUGGCGAGCGCUAUUGCUGGAGAGGCUGGGGUUCCUUUCUUCUCAACCAAUGGACGUGAAUUUGAAGAGACGAUUGUUGGUGUUGGUGCACAAAGGGUGAGAAAUCUUUUUGCUGCUGCAAAAAAGCGUGCGCCUUGUAUAAUCUUUCUUGAUGAGAUUGAUGCUAUUGGUGGAAAACCAAAUUCAAAUGACCAAAUGUACACGAAGUUGACUUUAAAUCAGUUGCUUGUUGAGUUAGAUGGUUUCAAACAAAAUGAAGGCAUAAUUGUGAUUGGUGCUACUAACUCUCCCGAGUCAAUAGAUAAGGCUUUGUUGAGACAUGGGAGAUUUGAUCGCCAUGUUGUUGUUCCCAAUCCAGAUGUAAAAGGACGGCGAGAGAUUUUGGAAUCUCACAUGUCAAAGGUUCUGAAGGCAGACAAUGUUGAUCUGAUGAUCAUUGCUCGGUGUACACCUGGGUUCUCUGGUGCUGACCUUGCAAACUUGGUUGAUGUUGCUGCCCUGAGGGCUGCAAAGGAUGGUGCCAAAGCCGUGAGCACACAUGAUUUAGAGUUUGCUCGGGAGAAGAUUAUAAUGGGAAGUCAGCGCAAGUCAGCUGUUAUAUCUGAGGAGUCAAGAAAAAAGACUGCUUUCCAUGAGUGUGGCCAUGCCUUAGUUGCAAUUUAUACUGAUGGUGCGAAUCCUGUUCACAAGGCAACCAUUGUUCCUCGUGGGAUGGCUCUUGGCAUGGUUUCUCAACUGCCUCCUCGCAACGACCAGACCAGUCUCUCCCGUAAACAGAUGCUUGCCAGGCUUGAUAUUUGCAUGGGAGGUCGGGUUGCUGAAGAGCUAAUUUUCGGACAAAGUGGAGUUACUUCCGGUGCAUCCUCAGAUCUUUUUAAGGCAACUUCUCUGGCCAGGCAAAUGGUUACUAGAUAUGGUAUGAGUACUGAAGUUGGACCCGUCAGUCACAAUUACUUUGAUAACGGGAGAAGUAUGAGCUCAGAAACUAGGUUGCUUAUUGAGAAGGAAGUGAAGAAUUUGCUCGAGAGAGCUUACAACAAUGCAAAAACUAUUCUAACCACCCAUCAAAAGGAGCUUCAUGUACUUGCAAAAGCUCUUUUGAAGCAUGAGACACUUACAGGAAGUCAGAUUAAAGAUUUACUUGCAAAGGUCAAAUCCCAGCAGAAACAACAGCAGUCAUGUCCAGUCAAAGCUCAGGGAAGUCCAAGGUCCAAUCCAGCUACUGAUAAGGCUGCGGAUGCCACGACCAAUGCAGCUGCACCUUCUGCUGCUACGGAUGCCACUACCAAUGCAGUUGCAGCUUCGGAUGCCGCGACCAAUGCAGCUGCACCUUCUGCUACUACGGAUGCCACUACCAAUGCAGCUGCAGCUUCGGAUGCCGCGACCAAUGCAGCUGCCAAUGUAGCUGCACCUUCGGAUGCUGCGAGCAAAGCAUCUGCACCUUCUGCCGCUGCAAAUGCUGCAACCAAUGCAGCUGCACCUUCGGAUGCCGCGAGCAAAUCAUCUGCACCUUCUGCCGCUGCAAAUACCGCGAGCAAAUCAUCUGCACCUUCUGCCGCUGCAAAUGCCGCAACCAAUGCAGCUGCACCUUCUGCUGCUGCGGAUGCUGCUACCAAUGCAGCUGCAGCUUCAGAUGCUGCGACCGAUGCAGGUGCACCUUCUGCUUCUGCAAAGGCUCAAGGAAUUGCCACUGUAGCAGGGCCGGAGGUACACAGAGACCAGCAGGGGUUCCCUCCCCUCCAGCCUUCUUAAGAAAUGAAUUUACCCCAAUACAUAAUACUUUAGGUAUGAGUGGGGAGUGGCAAUGUUCUUCAACAGUAAAGUAACAAUACACAAAAUCAUUUAUAGUUGCAAACACCAUCUCAUUUGUUUGUAAACAAACCAUUACCAUUCACUUUUUAGAAAACAGAAUUGGAAAUAGAAACAAAUUGACACCAGUUAAAAUGAUUCAAAUGAAAAAA